AUGCGUCCUAUUGUGCUUUCGGGUCAUACCCGUUCGUUGAACCAGAUCAAGUUCAACCGUGAGGGUGACCUGCUUUUUUCCGUGUCGAAGGACAACCUUGUGAACGUGUGGUACUCCCACAAUGGUGAGCGUCUCGGCACGUACAAUGGCCACAACGGUACCGUGUGGUCUGUCGAUGUGGAUAAAGACACAAAGCUCCUGAUUACAGGCUCUGCUGACAACCAAAUGCGCCUUUGGGAGGUGCAAACCGGCACAUGCUUGUACGUGUGGGAGUUCCCCACGGCUGUGAAGCGCGUCGCUUUCAACAGCGACGGUACACAGGUGCUGAUGAUUACGGAGGAGCGUAUGGGGUACCGUGGUGCUCUUCGUGUCUUUGAGAUUAACCGUGACCCUGCCACGUGGACGCAGCAGAGCCAGGAGCCUAUGCGAACCAUUACAUUUUCGGGCAGCAAAGCGACAGUGGCUGCCUUUGAUGCGUUUGAUACUCAUAUUAUUACAGGCCAUGAAAAUGGCAAAGUGGCUCUGUACACACAUGAUGCGAAAGAGCCAGAGUCGGGCAUUGAUGCAGAAUUGGAAGUGCACUACGUCAAUGCGCAUACGGAGAAUGUGACAGACCUGCAGCUUAGCUGGGACAGCACAUAUUUCAUUACGUCGAGCAAGGACAAGACCUCGCAUAUUAUUGAUGCCACGACACUCGAUGUGAUCAAGACAUAUCCUACCGACACGCCGCUGAACUCUGCCAUUACGUUGCCCACGCGGCCCUACGUGGUGGUCGGUGGUGGUCAGGAGGCGAUGAGCGUCACGACCACUAGCGCGCGUCAGGGUAAGUUUGAGUCGCGUUUCUGGCACAAGGUGUUUGCGGAAGAGUGUGCACGUCUCCCUGGCCACUUCGGUCCGAUCAACACGCUGGCUGUGCACCCUACUGGCAAUGCCUAUGCGAGCGGCGGUGAGGAUGGUUAUGUUCGUAUCAACUGGUUCGACGAUUCCUUCUUCAAGACCAAGCCGUACGGCGCUGACUUUGAAAUUGCCGACGAGGACCAGUAA
Molecule: messenger RNA, 1044 nt
Organism: Malassezia pachydermatis
Lineage: Eukaryota; Fungi; Basidiomycota; Malasseziomycetes; Malasseziales; Malasseziaceae
Product: wd40 repeat-like protein
Exons: 3
Coding region: 1-1044 (347 amino acids)
Biological process (GO): cytoplasmic translational initiation
Cellular component (GO): cytoplasm; eukaryotic translation initiation factor 3 complex, eIF3m
Molecular function (GO): translation initiation factor activity; RNA binding; protein binding
Source: RefSeq, a predicted model, not a curated record